AUGAUUCCCCGGCUUUCUUCUUUCAGCCUCGCUGCCAUAACUCUCCCCUCCAUCAUCCUGGCUGCGUCUAAGAACACUGGCCCAUCGUCCGAAGACAGUCGUCUCACAGCUGCUCAGAUUUGCGAUCCUGCUGUGGCCGUACCCCAGAGUUACGAUGAUAUGCUGCCAUGUGCCAAGGCAAGACACAUCGAAGAGUUCCUUUGCCGUCCUAACGGCACCAAACCUACAGAGCUCGAGAGCCACGCCCAGUGCAUGUGCAAUGGCGACUUCUUCGGCGAGAAGCUGGCUUGCGACACCUGCACGAGGGAUAAUGGUGGUAUUGAUACUCUAGAGCUGGCUCUCUACGACAAUCUCCUGCACGACGCCUACGAUCAACUUUGUUUGGCUACGGCUGCCCCAACCGCCCCUUUCGCUUCUAUCUAG
Molecule: messenger RNA, 423 nt
Organism: Verticillium nonalfalfae
Lineage: Eukaryota; Fungi; Ascomycota; Sordariomycetes; Glomerellales; Plectosphaerellaceae
Exons: 1
Coding region: 1-423 (140 amino acids)
Source: RefSeq, a predicted model, not a curated record